Messenger RNA from Lampris incognitus (smalleye Pacific opah), 2936 nucleotides. Its product is annotated as somatostatin receptor type 2-like. Gene Ontology annotation, biological process: cellular response to estradiol stimulus; cellular response to glucocorticoid stimulus; neuropeptide signaling pathway. The transcript is spliced from 4 exons. Gene Ontology annotation, molecular function: somatostatin receptor activity; neuropeptide binding. The coding region runs from base 674 to 1804 and encodes 376 amino acids. NCBI's taxonomy places the organism in Eukaryota, Metazoa, Chordata, Actinopteri, Lampriformes, Lampridae. The record is from RefSeq and is a predicted model, not a curated record. Gene Ontology annotation, cellular component: neuron projection; membrane.
AUUCAGUUGAAUUCGCUCCACCACAUGCGAACUACGGACCUGAAGAAAUUAACUGACUUUUCAUCUGAGAUGGGAUCAUGUCUGGUUUAAUGACCUCGGAACAGGAUCAUGUCUGGUUUAAUGACCACGGAACAGGUUUCGCUGCUCACCUUAAUAGUCCAUGCAGGAGUUUGAAUAGCAGCGCCGUGCGCAACGGGGACCAGGUGCACUGAUGGCAGAUUUCAGCCUCUGAUCCGUUCGUCGAUGUUUUGGCGGAUUUACUCCACGAAAUAAUCUACUGCAGGACACUUUUGGACUCCAUGUGACAAUGAAGGGUUUCACACACAGUGUUCUCUCUUUCUGUCUGCAUCUAUCUAUAUUCAGGUGGGAUGUGAUGCCUGGUGCCACAUAAAAACUCAAAUCCCUUAAAAAGAUCCAGUUAUCCCCCACCUUCCAAACCCCAAGUUCCCUAUUAUUCAAGUUGUCCCACUCACCCCCAACCUCUAACGAUCAGCUCAAGACACCGAUAUAUUCAAACCUUUGCAAUCUUGAAUGAAAAUCAAAUAUACCUUUAAAACUCAAAAUCUGGAUAUCCCAAAAUUUUGAACCCGAUAACUCCCGUUCAUGGACACAUAGAGCCCGUCAGACUCAGACUCCGCCUCAUAUUCCGCCACCCCACGAAACGCCAGCUGUCAUGGCGUUGGAUUUGUGCCCGUUCUUCUCGACUCCACCGAAUGUCUCCAUCCCCGAGUCUCUGCUGCGCAACAGCUUUGUCCUGGGGAACGAAUCCGACGUGCACCAGAACAGAUCAGAGACCCGUGAGCCUCACCAGGACAAGACAAGCUCGGUGGUCAUCACCUUGAUCUAUUUUGUGGUGUGCACAGUGGGGCUUUGUGGCAAUGCUUUGGUCAUCUACGUCAUUCUGCGCUAUGCCAAAAUGAAGACGGUGACCAACAUCUACAUCCUGAACCUGGCAGUAGCGGACGUCCUCUGCAUGAUGAGCUUGCCUUUCAUCGCCAUGCAGCUGGCCCUGGUCCACUGGCCCUUUGGAGAAGCCUUGUGCCGGGUCAUCAUGACUGUAGAUUCUCUGAAUCAGUUCACCAGCAUCUUCUCUCUGACGGUGAUGAGUAUUGACCGAUACCUGGCUGUGGUUCACCCCAUCAAGUCCACAAAAUGGCGGAAGCCGCGCGUAGCCAAGUCCAUCAAUGUGACAGUGUGGGGCGUGUCCCUGCUGGUCAACCUGCCCACCAUGAUGUUCAGUGGACUCAACAAAGUGCCUGUGUGUGGGAUUGUGUGGCCGGAGCCGCAGGAGGUCUACUACAAAGCCUUCAUGUUCUACACCUUCUUCGUUGGCUUCGUCCUCCCCCUGGCUGUCAUAUGUCUCUGUUACCUCCUCAUUAUAGUAAAGGUGAAGUCCUCCGGCAUGCGUGUCGGGUCCGCCCAGCGGAAGCGCUCUGAGCGGAAGGUGACGCGGAUGGUGUCCAUCGUGGUAGCAGUGUUCGUCUUCUGCUGGCUUCCUUUUUACGUUUUCAACGUCACCUCCGUCACCAGCUUUAUUGAGCCCACAUCCGCCCUGAAAAGUACCUUUGACUUUGUGGUGGUGUUGGGCUAUGCUAACAGCUGUGCUAACCCCAUCCUGUAUGCCUUCCUGUCAGAAAACUUCAAGAAAAGCUUCCAGAACGUUCUGUGUCUGAAGAAGGUAGCGGGUCUGGAUGAGAUGGAGCGCAGCGACAGUAGAGUGGACAGGAGCAGGAUAGUCAACAAUGCCAACAUGGAUGCCCACAAUACUGCACUGCUCAACGGGGAGCUGCAGACCAGCAUCUGAGGAGCCAAUGAUGAAGGAUGGGAUGCAGGAUGAAGGAUGGGAUGAGGGAUGAAGGAUUGGAUGGGGGAUGAAGGAUGAGAUGAAGGAUGAAGGAUUGGAUGGGGGAUGAAGGAUGGGAUGAAGGAUUAAUAAUUGGAUGGGGGAUGAAGGAUGAGAUGAAGGAUUGGAUGGGGGAUGAAGGGUGAGAUGGGGAUGAAGGAUGAAGGAUUGGAUGGGGGAUCAAUCAAUCAAUCAAUCAAUCAAGUUACAUUUUAUACAGCGCUUUUCUGGCUGCAACAGCCACUGAAAGUGCUUUACAUUUCUGGUCAAAUCUGAAUUUCAGAUACUUGUUAUAAUAGAACACAAGCCGUUUUCUUUACAGUCGCUAUCUAUUUCGUAUGCAUAAGGCCACCGAAAUGUGAUUUACAACUAUUAACUUAUUCAUACGUGUAUUACAAAAAGAUUUGACAUGGGCCGUUUGAGACUAUUGACAUUAAGCAUUGACGUGAAGGGACGAAGGAUUGGAUGGGGGAUGAAGGAGAUCGGAUGGGGCAUGUAGGGCUUUCAGAGAGCGAUGGACUGCCAUGUCGAUUGUUGUCCAAAUAGGGAAUAAGAGGCAUAUGAUGCAAUGGUUCCUGACAAACAUCAAUAUGCGGACUAAGUCCAAAGGAAAAGUAAACUUUUUUUUUGAGGGUGAGGGGAAAACACACCGACGUACUACUCAGAGGCUCUGCUUUGUGGCUUGUGUUGGUAGAAUGACUUGGUUCUGCCAUCACAAAAUUAGAAAUAAACAUUAUGAAUGAAAAUAAAAGAUGAUCAGGACCGCUGUUUACCAGUUUAAGAAGUGUAUAUAUCCAUCACCAGAUGUGUUGAUUGAGCCAGUCUAACCAGUUGGUUGAAGGACCAGAAGACCAGCGGUGAACCUUUGGGGAGAAAGUCUGGCUGGUUUACCGCUGGUAGGAAAUGACUGUUUUUCAUUCACAUCUUCACAAAAAAGAGAGUGGACCAUAUUUCUUUCCAGGUCAAACUCUAAAGAGUGAGAAUUUGGUUUCCUGGGCAGACACUGAUGAAGGUCGAACACGGUGACUGCAGGGGGACCUGUCCACGUGUAGUUUGGAAGCAGAGGAUAAACAUAAUCCUAUAAAAUUUUUGU